AUGUUAGAAGAAGCUAACAUCAGAGCCGAUAAGCUACUAUGUCAGCUACUACCGGCGUGUGUUGCUAGUGAGCUCAAGCUGGGAAAAUCUGUCCCACCAAAGUCGUAUUCAUCAGCAACUAUACUUUUCAGUGAUAUUGUCGGCUUUACCGAAUUAUGCAAAACUGCCUCUCCAUUAGAGGUUGUAAAUGUUCUCAAUGGCGUCUUUGAUGGCUUCGAUCAGUUUAUUGCAAGAAGGGACGCAUAUAAGGUGGAGACGAUCGGAGACGCAUACAUGGUCGUUUCUGGCGUGCCAGAAGAGAAUGGGCAUCGACACAUAAACGAAAUAGCUGGCAUAGCUAUAGACGUUCACAAGUACCUCACAGACUUCUGCGUUCCACACAAACCUGAUCAAAGGGUAGUUUGUCGUCUUGGAUUCCACACAGGGCCAGUCGCAGCAGCUGUAUGUCGACCUAAUGAACUCCACUCGCUAUUCGUCUUCUUCGGAGACACGUCAGGUGAUAUAUGUCGUCUCGCAUGGAGAGCAACAGUGGACCCGGAAAGACGCAAAUUAGUGAAGCCGCCAAUAAACUUCUACUGCAACAUUAUCCAGAAUAUCAAACUGAAGAAAGGGGACAAAUAG
Molecule: messenger RNA, 621 nt
Organism: Ostertagia ostertagi
Lineage: Eukaryota; Metazoa; Nematoda; Chromadorea; Rhabditida; Trichostrongylidae
Source: the annotation of a GenBank genome assembly